GUUGAUUUAAUCAUAAUUAUGUACUUUGUUCAACAAAACAUUUACUCUCAAAAGUCAUUCAUUCAGGAUUUGCACUUGGAUCGGUUGUAGGAUGCAUAUCGACACAACCUCGAUCAGUCUGUUGCUGUCUUUGCUCAUAGCGUCUUUUCUUCAAAAUGUAGAAGCAAAUACUUUGAACAAUCAAACAAAUGCCACCUAUUACAAAACAGACUGUUUUGAGAGGGGGAUUGAUAUAAUAUGCUUCAAACAAUUCCUACAACCGGCAGUAGAGACGCUGAAUGAUACAAGUUCCAAAAAUUUCUUAUCGGCAUUAUGGAGAAAGAUCAACAGUGAAGCUGAUACUACGGCGAAUUCUCGACACAAAAGGCAGGCUAGUGGUGUACCAAUCAGGAGGGAAGUCAGAGCAGCUCCAUACGAAAAUAAUUUCUUACGUUACGCACUGGCUGUACGGAGAUUAAAGUACCAUUAUGGAGUUCGUUCUGAUAUGAAUACCUACGACAUCCUUGCAAGCAUUCAUACAGGGAGUAACUCGGAACACGACGGACCUGGUUUUCUAUCUUGGCAUAGGAUAUACCUUUUAUUAUUUGAGGCUGCAUUACAAGCUGUUUUUGGACGAGGAGUAACAGCUCCGUAUUGGGACUCCUCACUGGAUUUUGCCAUGGGAGAUAGACAAUCAAGAACAAUUAUAUUUUCAAACAAAUAUUUUGGGACUCCAGUGAUAGAUACGGUUACCGGAGGUUUCUUUGCAAACUUACCAGGAAGAACUAUUACUCGUGCUAUUAAUGGAAGGGGAGGCUUAAUUUCUAAAAAUGCCAUAGCUGCUGUUCUUUCCAGAACAAGUCAUAGUCAGAUUGUAAAUCAGGAUCAAGUCAGGUAUUGCUGGGAAUGUUACCAUGACAUAGUACAUCGAUGGGUAGGCGGAAUCAUGGAAACCGGGAUCAGUGCUGCAUUUGACCCAAUAUUCUGGUGUCAUCAUUCAUUUGUUGACAAAAUCUGGGAACUAUUUAGGCAGCGAUUACGAAAUGCCCCUGCAGAUUACCCAUUAGGUUAUGAAAAUCAUGGUCCAAAUGAACAAAUGAAUUUUAACAAUUACAGAUAUCAACCAAAUCCGCCUAUUACUAAUCAAGAAGGUUUCAGUAAUAGAUUUGCCCGUCUGAGAGAAUAUGCUCCAGCACCAUCGUGUCAAAACCAGUGUUCCAAUAGUCCAGAUCUACUCUGCGACCCAACAAGAGAUAUAUGUGUCUCGCGAGAGGCAGUAACUUCAGUGGGUCAAAAUGCAACAGCAGAUGAUAUUGCGUCAGGUUGGUCAGAUAUAACAACAACUGUGAUGGCGUUGAGGAAAGUUAAGCAAGAGGUAUUAAAGGAUAUUCCACCUGGUUCACCUCUUAAUUUGUUUAAGGUUAGGCAUUUCGAUCCGAAUACUCGUUCUCUUUCUGCUUUUGAUGUAUAAUGAUGCUGCUGAGUAUAAACUCAAAGUCUAAUAAAUAUC
Messenger RNA from Mytilus trossulus (common blue mussel), 1489 nucleotides. RefSeq names its product tyrosinase-like protein 1. Lineage: Eukaryota; Metazoa; Mollusca; Bivalvia; Mytilida; Mytilidae. The transcript is spliced from 4 exons. Bases 92 to 1450 code for a protein of 452 amino acids. Gene Ontology annotation, molecular function: oxidoreductase activity. The record is from RefSeq and is a predicted model, not a curated record.